This is a messenger RNA of Pochonia chlamydosporia 170, 2889 nucleotides long. Its product is annotated as transcription regulator BDF1. The transcript has 3 exons. The record is from RefSeq and is a predicted model, not a curated record. Gene Ontology annotation, biological process: chromatin remodeling; regulation of DNA-templated transcription. Lineage: Eukaryota; Fungi; Ascomycota; Sordariomycetes; Hypocreales; Clavicipitaceae. Gene Ontology annotation, cellular component: chromatin; nucleus. Bases 1 to 2889 code for a protein of 962 amino acids.
AUGGAAUCGUCUGGCCCAGACGCCCCUGUGCUAGAUCCAAAGCCGCACGAUGCUGUGCCCGAGAAGGAGCAAAAUGAGCAAAAGUCAGAGUUGAAUGGCCAUGUCGACGACACCGUCCCUUCGUCAGAAUCCCUGCCGGAGCCUAGAGCUGUGUCACCUUCGGAAAAAGCACCGACCACCGAACAGCCGGCAGACACAAAGCCAGAACCAACGCCAGACGUCGAAAAGCCGCUGCUAAAUGGCAAUAGUCCGCCAAACGAAGAGGCCAAGCCAAGCACUGGCAUGACCACAGAGCCGGUACAGGACUCCGCUCCCAAAGUCGAUGAACAGGCCAAAGAACCUUCGCCGCCAGCAGCUAAACAACCUGAUGUUGCUUUAUCAAGGGAACCGGAGGAGGCAGCACCGACUUCAGAAGAAAAGGACCAGGAAUCCACAAAAGCAUCCAAUGAUGCCGCGGCACCCAAGCAGAGUUCCUCACCACCCCCUGCGACGGAACCUUUCGAGGUCAAGCGGUCCUCAGAGGAACCUGUAACGGAACCCAUAAAAGAAGAAGUGAAGGAACCGGUGAAGGAUACAGCCAGUGAGGUCGCGCAAGACACGGAAAUGAUUGAUGCACCCGCAGAGAAGGCCGAUGAAUCCGAAGAGUUGCCGGCUACGGGCGAGCCUGCACCUACGUCUCAGGAUGCCGCUGGUCUGCCUACUUCCGAAGUAGAUCUCGGUCCAAGCAGCAUGUCCCAGCUGGCCAUUGACACGACCGAGAAAGCUAGCUCUCCUGCUGCAGGGACCAGCGACUUGCCCAUGACCGAAGCCCCGAACGUCAAGGUUGCUCGAGAAAGAGAAGACGAUGCCAACGAGGAACCUGCCCCUAAAAGAGCCAGAACUGAGCCGACAGAAGACGAAGCUAUCCCUGUAUCAUCCGCAACCGAUGCUCCUACAGAUGUUCAGGCUGAAGUGGUCGUCUCUGGCGGUGAUCCAGGUCUUUCUGAGACCGCUCUGAACUCAUUAUCCAACUGGCAGGAUGAAGCAACAAGCAAGCGAGAAAUCUCUCCCUUUCAACGCCGUGAGAUGCGGAAGGUCAUUGGGCGUGUCAAGAAAACCAAGGCUGGCGGCCACUUUCGAGAUUCCGUACAGAAGCUAUGGCCGAGCUUGUGGGAAAACUAUGUCGCCAAGGUUGACCGCCCCAUGGAUCUCGCUGACCUCGACAGGAAAUUGCGCGAUCUGAAUGGCCCGCACAAUACUUAUGGUGACUUUCGCUCGGAUCUUAGACUGAUUUUCGACAACGCGCUGUACUUCAAUGGUCCAACCCACGAUAUUACCGCAUCGGCUCUCACAGCUGUCAGAGCUGUGUGGGAAGAAGUGCUGCCGAUACCGUCUGAAGAGCCUGUGAAGCCAAAGGCGAUCCCUAAGCCCAAGCCUGUUCGUGAAUCUCGCGCCGUAACCAAUGCCGACGCUGCUCGCCGACAAUCCGCAGGCCCAACAGCCAGCCCUGCGGCAGAGGCACCCGUAAGCAAACCUGCUGCUGCCUCGACGCAGGAUCAAUCCGCAGAUCGUCGCAGCUCAACAGCGACGGAGGGUGAUCGUCCAAAGCGAACAGUCCGUGCACCAAAGCCAAAGGACAUCGAUUAUACAACCAAGCCAUCUCGAAAGAAGCUUAAGCCAGAGCUUCAGUUUGCCGAGGAGGUCCUUACUGAGGUUAUGUCUCCGAAGAACUAUGAGCUGAAUGCCUGGUUCAUGGAACCGGUGGAUGCCGAAGGUCUCAAUAUUCCCGAUUACUACUCCGUCAUCAAGAAACCCAUGGAUUUGGGUAAAGUCUCUCGCAUGCUCUCCGCGGGUGAAAUUUCGAAUCUGAAGGACUUUGACAAGACAGUUCGACUGAUCUUCGACAAUUGCUUCAAGUUCAAUGGUCCAGUCGAGCAGGGAAACCCAGUUUCGGCCAUUGCGAAACAGCUGGAGGAUGUAUAUCUAGCGCAGAUGAAGGGCAAGGAUGCCUGGUUGGCCAAGUAUGCAAAGGCGAACGCCCCAGCCUCCGCGUCCAACGCCAGCGACGAAGAAGAGGAGGAGGAGGAGGAGGAGGAUGGUGACGAUGCGGGAGAGAUUAUUGUCGAUAACAAGGCCAUUGAGGAGCUCCGAGCUAAGCUCGAUGAAGAGACUAAGAAGCUUAACGGCAUGUUCCUGACUGCAAACCAAAGCAUGAUUGACAUACAAAAGAACAUUGUCCAGAUGAUCCAGGAGACUUUGAUCGGAAAGGCUCGCGAAGAGAAAACAGCACGUGCAAAGGCCAAGAGUGAGAAGCCGAAGAAAGCCCCUGGCAAGUCUGCCAAACCCAAGGCAGCAGGCUCCGGUGGUCGAAAGUCCACUGGAGGUGCCAGUCAGCCAAAGAAGGCUGGAGGUUCAAAGAAGGCUGCCACGAAAAAGAGUCUUACCGCGGCAGACAAGGACCAGAUUGCCAAUGCCAUCAAUGAUUUGGAUGGAGCUUAUCUUGACCGGGCGAUUGACAUUAUCAAGCGUGAUACUGGCCAGAACGAGAACAAUGAUGGCGAACUUGAGUUAGACAUCGACCAGUUAAGCAAUGAUGCUCUUUUGAAACUUUGGGAACUUUGUAGAAAAGCGCUCCCGAACUUUGCCAAAGACUCAGCGCCCAUCGUCUCACAAGAGGUCAACCGGUCUUCUGGCAAGGGCGGCGGUGCCGCUGCGUCAAAGGCGGCAGCAGGAGGGAAGUCGAAGAAGAACAAGCCCAUGAGCGCACAAGAGCAAGAGGCCCGCAUUGCGCAACUGAGGGGUCUGCAAGACCUAUACAAGCCUGGUGAAGGGCCUCGUGAUGAAACUGAGGUAAUCCAGCGUACUCCAGGAGCAGAAUCCAGCGAUGAUUCCGACUCGGAGGAAGAGUGA